This is a messenger RNA of Pangasianodon hypophthalmus (striped catfish), 4167 nucleotides long. RefSeq lists its product as uncharacterized. Bases 424 to 1257 code for a protein of 277 amino acids. The record is from RefSeq and is a predicted model, not a curated record. NCBI's taxonomy places the organism in Eukaryota, Metazoa, Chordata, Actinopteri, Siluriformes, Pangasiidae. The transcript has 5 exons.
ACACUCUCUCUCUCUCUCUCUCUCUCUCUCUCACACACACACACACACACACACACACUCUCAAGAUUCAAAUAGCUUUAAAUUUAAAUAGUAUUGGUAACACUAAAUUACGGACAUUUAGACACAAUUUUUAACUGUUUAAUUAAUAUUUAAUUCUCCGUAUCUCUCUCUCUCACUCUCACUCCCUAAUCCCUAAAUGGCUUCUGAACCCUAUAUACUGCUCUGUAUGUCCAAUAAUGAUAUUUAUGAAACAUUUCUGAUAUAAGAGCAGGACCAGUUUAUUUACAUAUUAUAGUUUAAAAAAAAAACUUAACUGGUUUUUACUCAGGCAUAUUACACAUUCUUCUUUUCUUGGUCCAUCAUAUUGCAUUCUGGGAAGGUGAAGAUGAUUCCAACUCAUCCACACGUCUUCAAAAUUUCACCAUGCCAUCCACCUCCUCACCUCCCCAGAGGUCCUCCACUGCAACGCCAGAAUCCGUUUCAAGACCUACACUUCUCACAGCUUCCUCCGAUGCGGAUAGCAGAGCUGCAGCAGAUCUCUCUGCUAACGACACCCUCAGCCAGAGCUAUAAUGAUACAGCAAACAGCACAGUCGCUCCAGGUUUUCCUACAGGAGCUUCUGGACCUACAGUGAAUACUCUUGCACCCAUAAACGGUACAAGUGUUCCAGGAAACGUAACAGACAGCCAAGAUGGGUCUAAUCUUUCAGCUGGAGAUAAUCAGACCUCAACAGCACCCAAUACAACACUAUCCACCACCGCCACCACACCUCCACCCAAAGGCGAGCCUAAAACGAGCACAUCAGCUCCCCCUACACGCUCCCAGACUCUUUCUGCCUCCACUAGACCUCAGAUUACCACCAGCCCAUUGGCAACAACCACUCAAAGCAAGGGCAAAUUCUCAACUGUUACCACCAAAGGCACAUCUGCUUCAACCACCACCACUACUACAACCACCACAACCACCAUCCCAACUACCCAGACCACAGAGUUUAGCAGCACUCCUGUCCUGGCUAAAGCUCGUGUAGACACCCCUUCUGAGCUGAACGUUGGAGACGACACUGAAUACUCUGGUACUUCAAUGGAUCCUCUCUUGGCCGGCCUGGUGUCCGUGUUUGUCGUGACCGCUGCCAUUGUCGCUCUUCUAAUUUUCCUGAAAUUCAGACACAGGAACGAGCGUCCAGAAUUCCGCCGACUCCAGGAUCUCCCCAUGGAUGAUAUGAUGGAGGACACACCUCUCUCCAUGUACAGCUACUGAGUGGUCAUGAGAAACCCUUAAAAAGCCUUGAUUGACGCCCAGGCCUCCUCUGAGCUCUGUCAUCAUGAACACCUAUCUAUUCAAAUUUUUAAUUAUUUGUCCAGUUCCUAAACUGAGCUUAAUUAUCCAGUCAUGAGUUUGCAGUUGGAACUGAACAAGGCCCGGAUUGAGCAGCUCUGAUUUAGAGGGCUAUUAAACUGUCACUUUUUUAUUUGGAGGCAGAAUGUCACACAGUCCUGUGCUACAAAGGAGCAAGUCUUCUGUGUCUUAAAACAUGCAAACAAGGUCAGAGGCUUUAGGGCCGCUGACCCUCUUGAGGGCCUAAUUCCAUUUUAAAUAGUCAGAGGGACUCAUAAUAUUUGAUAUUUCUUUUAAACAGGAAACUAAGGCUUGUUGACUAAAUGAGAGGCUUAGCUUUGUCUGUAUCAUUUUAAAUCCCUCACAGUGAGGGUGCAUGAUGAUAUGAUAUUUAAAUACACCCCACCCCAAAUCCAUCUCCAUGCAAAACCCAUUAAAUAAAAUUACACAGAUUCUGAGAUCAAAUCCUAGACAUUGCUUAUUUAGUCAAAUGUAUUAGGGAUAACCAGAAAUGAAGACCAAAGUAGUAAUGUGCCUUUAAUGCAAAAUUUUAAAGCUCCUGGUCAGCUAUAGUGGUGCGCACACAUGCGUGUGUGUAUGACCGGUGUUUUGUGUUUUAUUGCAGUUUAAUCACUUUUAAUGCCACAGACCAAACUAAACGAUACAGAAUAGCAAUCGUGGAAUUUAUUAACUGCUCGCUCUGAGAUCCUAAUGGGACUGUAAAUGAGUGCUUUAUUAAAGGCAAGGUCACUUGGAGGGUAAUAUUUUUUAAGCCUGUAAAUAAAAAACUCAUAGACAGUGCUAACUGUAAAACAUAAAUAUCUGGUGUGCUGCAAGUGCCUAAUUUAGAAUUUUACUAAUUUUGGCUUUUUCCGAGCUAAUCUAAAGUCAUUUCUCAGUAAACAUUUAAUAAUAAACAUUUCCCCAUUCACACAUGCCUAUUCACUGAUUAGUUUCUCAGAUUUUAAAAUAUUUAUAUAAUAGCAUUCAAACAAAACUGCUUAAAUAUAGUGUUUUCAAAAACUUAUGACUAGUAGUGUGCGUGUGUUAUGGUUGUUGCUGAUGUGGCAAUAUAUAUGUCUUAUCUAUUAGGAGACAUUGCAGCCUUUGGCCUGCUCUGAAGAAAUUUUAAAACAACAAACUGACCCUGAUACUUUGUUUGUUGUGCUGCCAUUUAGGACUUAAUGUUUAAUUGAACUUCAGAUCUAUUCAUUUCAGCUCCUCUAUAAACAAUGCAUUUAAAAACCCAUAAUGAGCCUAAAAUGUAGCUCAGAGCUCCAAAAGGCAUCACAGUGGAAUUGCGUACAUUCUCAUGAGGUUGCUAUAAGAUCACAGUAUGACAUUUUAAUUGGGAUGUUGGUUUCAAGCCACAGGAAACACUGACGAGAGAGGAGCUUUGAUGCAAGGAUGAUUACUGUGCUCCCUGGCUAACAGUGUAGUCAUUUGCUCUUUAGUCUGUCAUCAGUGUUGAUGGAGAUUGAUUCAAGCAAAACCACAAAUAAUGGUGUCUGUUAUAUAUAUAAAAAAAAAAAUUAUUAAAAAAAAUGUUGUAUCUCUACCCGUGCUGGUCACAACCCUUUCUGCACAUUUUAGCAACUGUGUGUGUGGAGGCUGAGUGUGUAUAUGGUGACAGUAAAUGUGUCAUUGUUGAUAGUUUGAUCAGUGAGCAAGACUAUUACUGUAUCCCAUAAAAGUUUUUUCCCCACUCAUGCAAAAAUCAGCGAAUCAUCCCGUUUUCCCAUCAUGGCCGAACAACUGAGUGUUCAGCAACUGAUCUAACACGUGUGGAGUUGUUAUCAGCUAUUGCAUGUAGUUACAGCAGAUGCAUACUGUACCUGAUGUAUACAUGAUUAACAUAACUGAGUUUUUAAUUUUGCAGGAAAUCUUGCUCAUGCGAUUUAACUAUUGUGUGGUCAUCCUUUGGCAUACUAGGACAUAAAAAAAACAUCUAUUGUUGGACAAAUCGCUUGUAUUAACUAAAUACGAUAACACGCUUGUGUGUGAAUGUGAUUAUGAAUGUGCUCACAACUCAACUUUGUAAAUUUAGUGUUGAUUCCCACUUGAAAUGUACACUUUCUCACACAGUAUAAAACUGGCUUUUUGUGUCUUGCUGUUUAGUAGGUUGUUUGUUUGCACUUUAUUGUGGGAUGGGUAGGAGGCGGGAGUGGGGUGUUAUUCUGGGAAGGUAUUAGAGUUGUCAGAAUAAUGUGUGCAGCUUUUUUAUUUUGUGAAAGUGAACCUGGUUGCUCUUUGUCAUGCUUGUAAUAUCAUACUUGUAUUAGAUUAGUGUUCUGUAAACAUGCACUCUUGGAAGGUGCUCAUUACGUGGCUCGCUUAAAGAGGUUCCUACGUCAAGCUUGGAUCAAGCAUGUGCCUCCCGCACUGCAAGCCAUAAUUAAAAGUGUCCAUCAUUUCAUAUUCAGUUAUGAUUCAUCACAGUGUGCAAAAUGUGCUCACAUGUUUGAGCAGCUGUCUCUGGGAUGAGUCUGUGCUUGUCUGAGAGCGGUAACUAACUUAGACCGCUCCUGUCAGUCAAGAGCAGAGGAGGAACUGCAUUGACGAGGCAAUGAACCUUUACAUGCUGCACCGAACCCUUCCAAGGUUACAUGACUCUUCAUGCCUUUCUCUCUCUCUCUCUCUCCCAUUAUCGUUCUCUUCAUUGAAGUUGACUCACUUGUGGUUGCUGUACAGUUGAAAGAGGCUGAAAUGGAAACUGUAACACAUCAUCAGGCAGUGCUUGCUCAGGCAUUUGGAAUUUUUUAACAUUUAAUUUAGUGACCCACAGACAAUGACUGACAGGUUUAAAAAAAAAAAACAAAAAAAAAAAAACAA